AUGGCCGACGAUUUUGGUGCUCAUGAUCCAUUGACUUCAACUCUUCCUCAAGGAAAUCCAAAUCCUACCGUCACUCAUCGGAAUCCUGAGAAGAAUUCUCCCAGUAGACAAAGUACAAUGAGGUCUAAGAGUGGAUUUGAGGCUCAUGCCAGCGGAGCGACGACACCAAGUAGUUUCAAAAGGCACAGUAGACAUGAUUUAACCGUUGAUGAUUAUUUCGUCGGACCAAGAAAUCUCGAUGCUCACUCCAAACUUCCCUAUUUUAUGCGACUCCAUGGUUCUGUUAUACCUCGAAUGAUAGUACCUCUUUUUUGGAUUGCAUGCUGGUCUACAUUAAUUACAUGUAUUUCAACAUUUUCCGGUACAAAAUUGGCUGUCAAUACUUUACUUUUGACCGUCCUGGGUUUCGUUAUUUCUUUGGCUUUGAGUUUUAAGAGUUCUACUGCUUAUGAACGUUAUUCCGAUGGUCGUAAAGCAUGGGCUGCCCUUUCAGUUCAAUCCCGCAACCUAAGUCGAUUCAUCUGGGUCAAUAUACAUGAACGUGAAGGUGACAUGGGCAAAGAAGAUCUUCUCGCAAAAAUAACCGGUAUCAAUCUCGUUUUGACCUUCGCCGUCGCUCUCAAGCAUAAACUUCGUUUCGAACCAUACGCUCAUUAUGCCGAUAUUUCUGCUUUAACUCAUCAUCUCAAUACGUAUGCACAAUCCGCUACUACCCCGGAUGUACUUAUCGAGAAAAAGCGAACACCAUGGAAACGUGCUGGAGAAUAUCUCGGUCUAAGUUUCGCGACAAGUAACCCUAGAAAAGCAAUCAAGCGCUCCAGCAAGCCAGUCGGAAACCUUCCAAAUGAAAUCCUCACCUACCUAGAUGCCUACAUUGACGGAACCAUUCGCAACGGAACUCUUGAUUCUCCAGUAGUCCUCGGUCAAAUUCUCGGUUGCAUGAAUGCCCUCACCGAUUGUUCCGCCUCCGCCGAACGUGUUCUUCAAACUCCUCUUCCUGUCGGAUACAACAUUUUGAUUUCUCAAAUCGUUUACCUUUACGUUUAUCUCCUCCCCUUUCAACUCUUCGAAGCAUUAAGAUGGGUUACGAUCCCUGGUACAAUUGCCGCUGCAUAUAUCAUUGUCGGACUCAUGGCCAUCGGAAACGAACUCGAAAAUCCCUUUGGAAACGACGUUAACGAUCUCCCAUUAGACCACUACUGCGCAGAAUUAGCCCGCGAUUUCGAUAUUCUCACCUCCGUCAAAGCUCCAACAUGGGAGGAAAUUGUCUAUGGAAGAAAAGAGAUGACAAAUGAUGAUACGGAAGAAGAAUUGAUGAGGGAAAAUAAAGUUCUUUGGCCACUCAGUAAUUCAGGAGUAAGAAUGUGGAGAAAUAGAGAUGAGAAGGAGAUUAGAGAUGCCUUGGCUGCAAAGGUAGUGGUAGCGGAUAGGAAAAGUAGAGAUGUGUUUACGAGUGCUGGAGAAGGAAGAGCUAGUACUGCUAGAGCGAGGAGCGGAAAGAGUGAUUCAAGUGCUGAGACCGGUGAAAGCGCUGCGUAG
Sclerotinia sclerotiorum 1980 UF-70 is the source of this 1539-nucleotide messenger RNA. RefSeq lists its product as hypothetical. The coding region runs from base 1 to 1539 and encodes 512 amino acids. The record is from RefSeq and is a predicted model, not a curated record. The transcript is spliced from 3 exons. NCBI's taxonomy places the organism in Eukaryota, Fungi, Ascomycota, Leotiomycetes, Helotiales, Sclerotiniaceae. Gene Ontology annotation, molecular function: chloride channel activity.